Messenger RNA from Neltuma alba, 2170 nucleotides. RefSeq names its product lysM domain receptor-like kinase 3. The coding region runs from base 129 to 2021 and encodes 630 amino acids. Gene Ontology annotation, molecular function: transmembrane receptor protein kinase activity; ATP binding. The record is from RefSeq and is a predicted model, not a curated record. The transcript is spliced from 12 exons. Gene Ontology annotation, biological process: innate immune response; protein phosphorylation. NCBI's taxonomy places the organism in Eukaryota, Viridiplantae, Streptophyta, Magnoliopsida, Fabales, Fabaceae.
UCCCACUGGGAAACAUUCUGUACAUUGCCAUUAUAUAAUCCAAAAUUUUAAGCUUCUUUCUCCCUGCUUAUUCAUUCAGCACACUCAUAUUUCCAUUUCUCUGCUUUUUCAGCAAUCCCAUAUAGAAAAUGAUAACCAGAUUUGGGUUUCCACUCCUUUUGUUGUUGUUAUUUUCCCUUUGUUUCAACGCAGAAUCGAAGUGCAAGAAACGAUGCAACUUGGCUUUAGCCUCCUACUAUAUUUCAGACCAAUUAGACAAUCUUACCCAACUUUCGAAGAUUAUGCAAUCCCGGGUUCUUGAAAGGGCUGAGGAUAUCGUCAGCUAUAACACAGGCAUACUAACUAGCCAAGACUACAUCCCAAGGAACAUUCGAGUGAACGUUCCGUUCCCUUGCGAUUGCAUCGAUGGGGCAGAUCCAGGUUACGUAUUUAAGUACCCAAUGCAGAAAGAAGACACCUAUACGAAGAUUGCGAAUCAGACCUACUCCAAUUUGACCACAGCUUCGGAGUUGCAGAGCCGCAAUGGCUAUUCGCCGAACAAUAUUCCUGAUUCUGUUACGCUCGAUGUGGCGGUGAACUGUUACUGUGGGGAUAGCCACGUUUCGAAACAGUAUGGUUUGUUUAUCACUUACCCACUCAGAGCUGAGGAUUCGCUGGAAUCAAUUGCGAACCAGACGAAGAUUGAUCAGGAGUUGCUGCGGAAGUAUAAUCCUGGUGCUGAUUUCAACAAGGGAAGUGGUCUGGUGUUUAUACCAGGAAAAGGCCAAAAUGACGUUAAUGUGCCAAUGGCCCCAAGCACGAAAGGUUGGCCUUCUCUCUUUUCAGAAAGUUGCUUACUUGAUGAAUGCGUUGGUCUAAAAGGUGGGGCUAUUGCUGGAUUAUCUGCUGGAGCAGUAGUUGGCGUUCUCUUAUUGGCUGCUUGUAUUUGUGUCGUAUGUUACCAAAAGAAGGGGGAGGAGGAGGAGCAAAAGUUGGUAACAAUUUACUCUUCUCAACCGGGUAGAGAUUCGAGUGGUCCUCCUGCUUCUGUCGAUACCAACAACAAUGGCCUGACUGUGGACAAAUCAGUGGAGUUCUCAUAUGAAGAACUAGCUCAAGCCACAAAUAACUUCUGUCUCGCAAAUAAAAUUGGUCAAGGUGGUUUUGGGGCCGUCUACUACGCAGAGCUGAGAGGAGAGAAAGCUGCAAUAAAGAUGAUGGAGUCGCAAAAAUCAAAACAGUUUAUUGCUGAAUUGAAAGUUUUAACACAUGUUCAUCACCUAAACCUGGUACGCUUGAUUGGAUAUUGUGCUAAGAAGGAUUCUCUUUUCCUUGUGUAUGAAUACAUCGACAACGGAAACUUAAGCCAACAUCUGCGGGAUUCAGGGAGAGAAACGUUGCCAUGGUCUACGCGUUUGCAAAUUGCUCUGGAUUCUGCCAGAGGUCUUGAAUACAUUCACGAGCAUACACGGCCUGUAUAUAUUCAUCGUGACAUAAAGCCAGCUAAUAUAUUGAUAGAUAAAAACUUCUGUGCAAAGGUUGCCGAUUUUGGGUUGACGAAACUCAUUGAAGUGGGAAGUUCAUCAAUUCCCACUGGUAAUAUUGCAGGCACAUUUGGUUACAUGCCACCCGAAUAUGCAUAUGGUAGUGUUUCACCAAAAAUCGAUGUCUAUGCCUUCGGGGUUGUUCUUUAUGAACUUAUAUCUGCUAAAGAAGCUGUGUUGAGGGUUGGUGAAGCCGGUUCUGGAAUAACAAAAGGCCUUGUCUCUUUGUUUGAUGAAGCUCUUGAGCAGCCUAAUCCUAAAGAACAUCUCCAAAAGCUUAUUGAUCCUAGGCUUGGAGACCAAUAUUCAAUCGACUCAGUUUACGAGGUGGCGCAAGUAGCCAAAAUGUGCACACAGGGAGACCCAGAGAGACGUCCAAGUAUGAGAUCUAUUGCAGUGUCUCUGAUGACACUUUCUUCUACUUCUGUGGAAUGGCAUAUUGCCUCCUUGCAAGAAAAUCCAACACUUGCAAAUAUGAUGCCUGGAAGGCACAGUUAGAUGUAAAAAAUAAAUAAUCAUACGCCAAUAUUUAAAUGUGUGUGUGCGCAUUGACACACACAAGUUUUUUAGUAGUCACUUUACAAUUGAGUGCAAUGAAUUGCUAAAUAAAAGUCAUCAAUACCUAGAGAAGAAGUCUCAUUCAUUUA